This is a messenger RNA of Cuscuta campestris, 1243 nucleotides long. The record is from the annotation of a GenBank genome assembly. Lineage: Eukaryota; Viridiplantae; Streptophyta; Magnoliopsida; Solanales; Convolvulaceae.
UAUCCAACAUUGUCUCGUCUCAGACAAGAGAGAGAAAUGAGAGGAGAGUGCCGGUGUUGGUUUCAUCGCCGGCUAAUACCUGCGAGUGAUACGACACGGACCGCGCAGGAGCUCUCUAUACAUCAAGGGCAACCCGAUCUGUGGAAAAUCGCACCUAAAGGAGAACAUCUCAGGUUCAUGUAUUGGCAAUAAGUGGUAUUGGCAAUGAAUAACGGUGCAGUAGUUUUUGGUGGUUCAGGCUUCUCGAACUCUGAAAAUUGAGUUUUCAAGGGAUCUGACAUGGAUAUGAGUGCAAUUUUCUGUAUGAGUAGCAAAUGGUUUAGUGAGGAGAUGAAGUUUCACAGUAUCCUGAUGUCUAGCAGCGUGAAGCCUGUUGAGAGAGACCCUGUUCGGAGCCAUGUUUACAGGAGAGUGACAAUUGUAGAGAGAAAAGAACAGGUCGGACUUUACAAAUAUAUGGAAGACAUCGGGAAAGAAGCGGGGGAUCAUUUGGCAGUUUGACGAAGAAGUUGAUGCUGUGCGUAGAGGCUUGCGCGACCCUAUGUUCACGCCGCGUAGAGAUUCGUGAAAGGGCAGUUUUGUUUUUUUAAAUUAUCUACGGUUUUUUAAGGAUUUGGGGUGAAAAUCAAGGGCCUAGGUUUAUCUAAUCUAAACAAAAUUAAAACUGCUACCUAACCAUUCACCAUUACAGGUAUCACACCGGUAAUUUGUUCCUCAGCCGUCAUCACUCAUCAGCACCGACUCCUACCACUAGAUCUUGAAGAUAAGCUCAAGAUCACUCAAAAUAUUAUUUAUAAUUUUUAUGUUAACUUUUUUGUGACAUUACUAAAAUCAUUGUACUUCAUUCGGUGAAAUCCUGUAAACUACUUUGCUUAUUUACCACACAACAAAAUUAGCAUUGUAUUCAAUACUAUAAAUAAUACUCAUGCUAAUCUUGUUGUGUGGUACAUAAGCAAAGUAGCUUACAGGGUUUCACCGAGUGAAGUAGAAUGAUACGUAGUAUUAGUCAUGUCACAAAUAAAGUUAACAUAAAAACUACAAAUUAUAUUUUGAGUGAUCUUGGGCUUAUCUUCAAGAUGUAGUGGUGGGAGUCGGUGCUGAUAAGUGAUGACGACUGAGGAAAAAAUUAACGACGUGGUACCUGUAAUGGUGAAUGGUUAGGUAGCAGUUUUUAAGAUUGUUUCUAAAUUGCUCUUAUUUUGUUGAAUACUACAAGAUCUUACAAUCAAAUUUAGUCCACCCA